AUGUUUCCGACUUUGGCAUUANAAACAUUCCCGGCCAAUGAACGUAUCUCAGGGAAGGAACCAACCGCUCAGAAUAAAAAAAUCAGUUCAACACCGCUGACUCAACCGCCUCAAGAUAUCUGGUCAAUGGACUGUUUCACAAACGGAAUGGUUCGGCAGCUUAUACCGACCGAUACAUGGAAAACCAUGACAAAUCAUAUGCUAUGGCAAGCAAAUGGACCGAGCGAAUUCAUUGCCUCUGAAAAGUCCCUGCUAGGUCAAUCGUUAUUCAACAGGACUAUGCGUUGGGAGUGUUCUCUGGACGUUACAGAACUUUUGAUCGAAUUCGCCACAUCCGGGUUACAGAGGGACGAAUUUGAACAAAUCAAACAACAAUUCCUAUGGCAUCGGGACCCGAAUCGGGGCGUAAAUGCUCCACUGGCGCACGUGACGCGAAGUGACCCACGGCACAGACUUGUUUGUGAACUUCAAUCGAUUGGGACCGAGCGUCUCAAGGAGGUUUUGCAUCGUGAUUUCUUCUUCCCAAUUGUUGGUACCCACAUUGAACGACUGGAACGGAUCGUAUUGGGAGUGAUACUCUUAGAUGAGUUGUGA
Molecule: messenger RNA, 594 nt
Organism: Echinostoma caproni
Lineage: Eukaryota; Metazoa; Platyhelminthes; Trematoda; Plagiorchiida; Echinostomatidae
Source: the annotation of a GenBank genome assembly